Arabis nemorensis is the source of this 2988-nucleotide messenger RNA. The record is from the annotation of a GenBank genome assembly. Lineage: Eukaryota; Viridiplantae; Streptophyta; Magnoliopsida; Brassicales; Brassicaceae.
AUGGAAAAUUUACUCGUAAUUUAUCUGCUACUAAUCACAGUUACACUAGCAACUUCACAGUCCGUGACCGAUCCAACAACUUUCCUCCGAUGUAUCAUACGACAAGGAUCAAACCCACCGGAUUUUACCUCCGACGUCACCUACAUCCCAACAAACUCCUCUUACACCGCCGUCCUCCGCCGUAGAAUACCCAACCUCCGUUUCGACAAACCCACCACACCAAAACCCUUAGCCAUCGUAACCGCCUCCACGUGGUCACAUAUCGGGACAGCUCUAGCAUGCGCACGAGAGCUCUCUCUCCAUGUCCGAAUCCGAAGUGGAGGUCACGAUUUCGAAGGACUCUCUUACACCUCCACCGUCCCGUUCUUCAUCAUCGACAUGUUCAGUUUCAAAUCUGUUGACGUGAAUCUCACGGAAGGAACGGCUUGGGUCGAUACGGGAGCUACGAUCGGAGAGCUUUAUCAUCGAAUCUCCGAGAAAAGCAACGUUCUUGGAUUUCCGGCCGGUUUGUGUACGACUUUGGGAGUUGGUGGACAUUUUAGCGGCGGAGGGUACGGUACGAUGAUGAGGAAGUACGGAUUGUCGGUCGAUAACGUUGUCGGAUCCGCGAUUGUCGAUUCGAACAGUAAUACCUACACCGAUAGGGUUUCGAUGGGAGAAGAUCGUUUUUGGGCGGUUCGAGGAGGUGGUGCUGCGAGUUUUGGCAUCGUGUUGGGAUACAAAAUCCGGUUGGUUCCGGUGCCGCAGAAAGUUACGGUUUUUAGCGUCCGGAAAACCGUUGGAGAAGGAGCCGUUGAUCUUAUAAUGAAGUGGCAGAGUUUCGCUUCAAGUACGGAUCGGAAUUUGUUCGUGAGGCUUACGUUGACUUUGGUCAACGGUACGAAGCCCGGUGAGAAGGCGGUUUUAGCCUCUUUUAUUGGGAUGUAUUUAGGCCGGUCGGAUAAGCUAUUGAACGUGAUGAACCGGAGUUUCCCGGAAUUGAAGCUGAAGAAAACUGAUUGUACCGAGAUGAGAUGGAUCGAUUCGGUUCUGUUUUGGGCCGGUUAUCCGAUCGGCACACCGACUUCCGUGCUGCUGAACACGACGGUCACGAAAAAAAUGUUCAUGAAACGGAAAUCGGACUUCGUGAAGCGUCCGAUUUCGAGAACCGGUCUCGGUUUAAUGCUUAAGAAACUGGUGGAGGUUGAGAAAGUUGAAAUGAAUUGGAAUCCGUACGGAGGAAGAAUGGGUGAGAUCCCGAGUUCGAGGACACCGUUCCCACAUAGAGCUGGUAAUUUGUUUAACAUUGAGUACGUUAUAGAUUGGUCCGAAGCUGGAGAUGACGUGGAGAAGAAUCAUUUGGCACGCGCAAAAGAGAUGUACGAAUUCAUGACUCCGUACGUGUCUAGUAAUCCGAGGGAGGCGUAUUUAAAUUACCGUGAUCUUGACAUAGGGUCAAGUGUUAAUUCCACGUACGAAGAAGAUUUUGUCCGAUGUUUCAAAAACGAGACAAAUACCUCCGAUAAGGAUCUAUCCGACGUCGUUUUGCCACGUACCACCGUCUCCUUCACCACCGUCUUACGCGCUUACAUCAGAAACGCGCGUUUCAACACCACCUCAACUCCCAAACCAACGGUUAUAAUCGUUCCACGUGUCGAAUCCCACGUUCAAGCCGCCGUGAUCUGCACGAAAACGCUAAAAUUCCAGUUGAAGAUCAGAAGCGGCGGUCACGACUACGACGGUCUCUCUUACAUCUCCUCCGCCGUAACUUUCUUCGUCCUCGAUCUCUCUAAUUUCCGAAACAUCACCGUCGAUUUAAACGAUGACGGAGGAUCCGCAUGGGUACAAACCGGAGCGACGCUCGGCGAGCUUUAUUACCGGAUCUGGGAGAAGAGCGAGAUACACGCUUUUCCCGCCGGGCUCUGUCCUACCGUCGGCGUCGGAGGACACGUAAGCGGCGGUGGAUACGGACACAUGAUUCGAAAAUUCGGACUCACGAUAGAUCACGUCGUCGACGCGAAGAUCGUCGUCGCUAACGGCGAGAUUCAUGAUCGGAAAAUGAUGGGAGAGGAUCUCUUCUGGGCGAUUCGCGGCGGAGGCGGUGGAAGCUUCGGCGUCGUUUUGGGUUUCAAAGUGAAACUCGUGAAGGUACCAAAAACCGUAACUGUAUUCAGGGUCGAUAAAUUUAUGGACGAAAAUGCCCUCGAUUUGGUUUAUAAAUGGCAAUUCGUAGCUCCGAGAACCGACCCGGGUUUAUUCAUGAGAAUGUUGGUAUCCUCUGCGACGCAGAACAAGACUCGUACGGUGCGAGCUAAAUUAAGAGCUUUGUAUUUAGGUGAUGCAAACGACGUCGUUUUGAAGAUGAGUGAGGAGUUUUCGGAGUUGGGUUUGAAGAAAGAAGAUUGUAAAGAGAUGACGUGGAUUCAAUCACUCUUAUGGUGGAUGAACCAUGUAGAAGUUGACAAGGUUAAACCGGAGAUUUUACUCGAGAGAGAAUCGGAUUCAGCUAAAUUUCUCAAGAGGAAAUCUGAUUACGUUGAGAAAGAGAUGACCAAAGGAGAGUUAAACCGGUUGUUUCAGAAAUUGGCGACUUUGGAUAGAACCGGUUUGGUUUUGAAUCCGUACGGAGGGAAUUUUAACGCCACCGCAACGAAUGAAACGGCGUUUCCGCAUAGGAACAAACUAUACAAAAUCCAACAUUCCGCGACAUGGUCCGAUGCUGGACUGGAAGCGGAAAGACUUUAUAUUGAUAAUUUAAGAACGACCUACAAAAUCAUGACCCCAUUCGUGUCGAAAAACCCAAGAAGUUCCUAUUUGCCCUAUAGGGAUAUCGAUAUCGGGGUUAAUGACCAUGGAGUGGAUAGUUAUCGAAAGGGAGAAAUCUACGGGAGGAAAUAUUUUGGCGAUAAUUUUGAUCGAUUGGUUCGGGUGAAAACCGAUGUAGAUCCGGAAAAUUUCUUUAGGAAUGAGCAGAGUAUACCAACGUUACCUCCUAAUAAGAGAAGAUAA